Molecule: messenger RNA, 1895 nt
Organism: Manis pentadactyla (Chinese pangolin)
Lineage: Eukaryota; Metazoa; Chordata; Mammalia; Pholidota; Manidae
Product: olfactory receptor 2C1
Exons: 2
Coding region: 203-1141 (312 amino acids)
Biological process (GO): G protein-coupled receptor signaling pathway
Cellular component (GO): membrane
Molecular function (GO): G protein-coupled receptor activity; olfactory receptor activity
Source: RefSeq, a predicted model, not a curated record
AGGACUCAAUCCUCAACAGUGAGACGUAAGGAGAAGAUGUUUGGUGGAACUUCUAGGACAGCUUCCCCAGAGAUGCACAUGCAUCUUCCACCAACCUCGCGGGAAUGUAGACAUGAUGAGUAGAGCGCCUGCACCACCUUAGACCAUAGGUGCCUCGAGGAUGGAAGCCACUGAUUGCUCACGUGACUGAAGGCAACCAGAGAUGGAAGGGGCCAACAGCAGCUUCUGGGAGGGCUUCAUUCUGAUGGGUGUGUCUGACCAUCCCCAGCUGGAGAUGACCUUUUUCACUGUCAUCCUCUGCUCUUACUUGCUGACCCUAGUUGGGAACUCAACCAUCAUUCUGCUUUCCCGCCUGGAUGCCCGGCUUCACACACCCAUGUACUUCUUCCUCAGCAACCUCUCCUCCCUGGACAUUGCCUUUACUACUAGCUCGGUCCCCCAAAUGCUAAUCAACUUAUGGGGACCAGACAAGACCAUCAGUUUUGGUGGCUGUGUGACCCAGCUCUAUGUUUUCCUCUGGCUAGGGGCCACUGAGUGCAUCCUGCUUGUGGUGAUGGCAUUUGACCGCUACGUGGCAGUUUGCCAGCCCCUGCACUACACUGCCAUCAUGAACCCUCGGCUCUGCGGGCUGCUGGCUGCCAUCGCCUGGCUUGGGGGCCUAGGCAACUCUGUGAUCCAAUCAACGUUCACUCUGCAGCUCCCACUGUGUGGGCACCGGAGGGUGGACAGCUUCCUGUGUGAGGUCCCUGCCAUGAUCAAGCUGGCCUGCGGAGACACGAGUCUCAAUGAGGCUGUGCUCAACGGCGUGUGCACCUUCUUCACUGCUGUCCCUCUAAGCAUCAUCCUGGCCUCCUACUGCCACAUAGCCCGGGCAGUGCUGAAGAUCCACUCGGCCAAGGGCCGGAGAAAGACCUUUAACACGUGCCUCUCCCAUCUGGUGGUGGUGCUGCUGUUCUAUGGCUCGGCCAUCUACGGGUACCUGCUUCCAGCCAAGACCGGCAGCCAGAACCAGGGAAAAUUCAUUUCCCUCUUCUAUUCCGUGGCCACGCCCAUGGUGAACCCUCUCAUCUACACUCUGAGGAACAGGGAGGUGAAGGGGGCGCUGAGGAGGAUGUUGGGGAAGGGAAGAGAAGCUGGCUGAGAGAGGGAAAACAUCAUUUACUGCCUCUUCCUCCCUACACACUGCAGCCCUACACCCCCCGGCCAGGUGAACCCGGGUACUAACCCCAGUACUACAAAGGCAUGUUCCUGACAACCCUAAGCUGCUGGGACAUGGUUAGUGUUAUUUCUAAUGUUUGACACUAUUUAAGAAACAUAUUCUACCACGGACUACAGAUAACAGGGCAGAUGUGUGUAACCGACGGCUCUAAAGUUGUCAACGUAGUACAGACCGAGCUCACUGUCUGUUAUCCACAUGUUUUUACAUACUUAUUAUGUGUAAUCAAGCCAUUCAUUAUUUUAAAUAUUUAAUUAUUAACAAUUGAUAAUUAUAAAAUCUAUUUAAUAAAUGUGUUACAUGUAAUAAAUAUGAAAUAUUUUAUGUUUCUGGUAUUUCUAGGGAAUUCUGUACUUCUCUGAAGAAAGCACGUCCACUGUUGACAAUGAUAAGGAACAAUAGCAUGUUUUACAUGCUGCUCGGGGAGGGGGAAUGGUACAACCAUUUUAGCAUUACUUAGUAAAGUUAAUAUUGUGUAUACCUAACAGUGCGCAUCCUCUAUCAUUUACUGUAGGGAUAGUCUUUCACAGACACAGCCGAUAUAUGUACAAAAACGUUCAUAGCAGCAUUGUUUAUAAUAAGCAAAAGUCAGAAACAACCCAAAUGCCCACUAACAGGAGAAAAGAUAAAUGAAAUUGUGGAAGUCACGUGGUGGAAUACUAUAUACAGCAAGAAAAAU